GGGCGGCACACCCUCCCUCCGUGGGCAAGGCAGGCCCAGGCGCACCUCAGUCUUCCUCCAUUGGCAAGGCCUGCCUGGGCCUUCCUCCAGGGCUAAGGCCUGGCGCUCAGGAUGGGCAGCAGAGCCGUCGUGAAAGAGAGGCUGGAUGCCCCUCCAGAGCAGGGAGGGGGGCUUGGAUUGCUUGGUCCCACUCCUGUGACCCUUUGGGGGAGUAAGGUGCUCCCUCGGUGGAGUGGGAUGGAGCCUCCUCCUUCGGAGGCCGAGUGGCCCUCUCUCCGAGGGAGGAGGGCUUGGAUGGAGGGGCCUUCCUGCCUGGCAGAAGGAGGGGCUGGGCUCAGUGAGCCUGAAGGGGGGGUCUAUGAACUCACCAUCCCAGCCAGACGCCCAGAGAUGCCCCCCAGCCUCUGUUUCCAACCCUCAGAGAAGGAGAUUGCACCGCUCUCCACUCCCCAACAACUCUUACCAUCAGGACGUUCUUCCUAAUGUUCCUCUGGUUUGCAUUCAUUAUUACAUUGUCUCCUAUUCUCUGGAGCAGCAGAAAACAAGCUUGCUGCAUACUCAAUAUGGCCCCCCUCAAAUACUUAAACAUGGUUAUCAUAUUGCCUCUUCUCCAAGCUAAACAUCCCCAGCUCCCUAAGUCGCUCCUCAUAGGGCUUCAUGGUUUCAAGACCCUUGACCACUUUAGUCCCCCUUCCUCCUCCCCUGGCCCUUUUCCAGGGGCAAUAAAGCCUGGGGGGUGUACUAUUCCUGGUUGUGGGGCGGAGGGUCCAUGGGGACCCAGGGGCUCCCUUGCUUAUUUCUUUAUUAUGUCUUUCUUUAGAGUAUUUAUACCCCGCUCUUCAGCCAAAAAGGCUCUCGGGGCGACUGACAAAUGAUUCAUAGGCAGUUCUCUGCCCUCAGGUUUGCAGCCUAAAAAGAGAAGGGAAUCUCAAAGAUGCUGCAGGAUCCCUUUGCAGACUGAUUUUCCAGACUCGGCUGUAGGCGAUGUGUACUAUAAGGUGUUGAGGGACCCCUGAAACUCUGUCUAACCUCCCCUCCCCGACAAGAGUGGCCAGUCCCCUCGCCAUGCAUUCCCUGGAUGAGCCCCUCGACCUCAAGCUGAGCAUCUCCAAACUCCGAGCGGCACGAGAGAAGGGUGACCGCACCCUGGGUAGCGUCAGGCACCAGACCCUCCGCCAGGACCUCCAGACCACAGAGGAGGAGGAGGAAGAGGAAGAGGAAGGGACCCCCGUGGUCAGCCUCAGCGGCUCCCGCUCCCCAACUGACAGCCUUUUUGCGCACUCCAGAUGCCACCGCGACAAGAGGGACACCACCUUCCCCUCGCCACCCACCAUCGACCUCAGCCCCUCACCACCUCCACCAGCCUUGGACUCCUCCCCCAGCGGCAGCACUUCCCUCUCCCCCGACAGGCAGAGCGGAGGGGAGCUGGGGGGCACGGCCUCAUCCUCCUCUACCCUCCGGGAUCUUCACUCCCUGCAUUACAUCAACAGUCUCCGCAGCUCCUUCCAGGUCUUCCUGCCCCUAAGCUCAGGGGGCGCCUUGCGCCUGCCCACCUCAGCCUUCCUGGCGCCCCCCAAGGACAAGCGGCUCUCCCCAGAACUGCCCCUGCAGAAGCAGCUGGUGUGCCAGUGGUCCAAGUGCAACCAACUCUUUGACCUCUUGCAAGACCUGGUGGACCAUGUCAACGACUUCCACGUCAAGCCCGAGAAGGAUGCUGGCUACUGCUGCCACUGGGAGGGCUGUGCCCGCCAUGGCAGGGGCUUUAAUGCCAGGUACAAGAUGCUGAUCCACAUCCGCACCCACACCAACGAGAAGCCCCACCGCUGCCCCACCUGCAACAAGAGCUUCUCCCGACUGGAAAACCUGAAGAUCCACAACCGCUCACACACAGGCGAGAAACCCUAUAUCUGUCCCUAUGAAGGCUGCAACAAGCGCUACUCCAACUCGAGCGACCGCUUCAAGCACACUCGCACCCACUAUGUGGACAAGCCCUACUACUGCAAGAUGCCCGGCUGCCACAAGCGCUACACAGACCCCAGCUCCCUCCGCAAGCAUAUCAAGGCGCAUGGGCACUUCAUCUCCCAACAUCAGCAGGAGCUCCUCAAGCUGCAGGGACCCACCAUUGCUGCUGCCGCCGCCAAGGACUCCCUCGCUGCUGUGGGUGAUGUACCUUACAUCAGUGGUGCCCAGCUCAUCAUCCCCAAUCCCGCCGCUGCCCUCUUUGGUGCCCAUGGCCUGUCCGGCCUGCCUCUCGCCCCUCCGACACCCCUGGAUCUCAGCACCUUAGCCUGUGCCAGCCUGGGCACCGCGGCCAUCGCUGGCCUUCCCAGCCCCGUGCUGGCCCCCCUGAACUUGGCCAAGAAUCCCCUGCUCUCCUCCCCCUUCGCAGCUGGUGGUCUGGGGCUGCCCGUCAUGUCCCUGCUGGCUGGCACCUCCACCAAGGCCAGUGUUGAGAGAGGCCACGGAAACGGAGCCAGGCUGCUGAAAGGCAGCAGUGGUGGACGCACUCUGGGCCCCCAGAGCUGCAAGGAGGCCAGCGAGAGGACUGAGCUGGCCCGCCUGCAGCCCACCAGCCCCUCUGAGGGCCUGUCCCUGCUCCCGGGCGGGGUCUUGGACCUGUCCACCGGUGUGAAUUCUGGGGGGAGCUCCGAGGCCUUGCCCCCCAGCUGGGUGGUCAUCCCGACAGGCUCUGUUUUGCUAAAGCAAGCCGUGGUGAACUGAGAGGAGGAGGAGGAGGAAGGCGAAGGUGAGGAGGAGUGUUGGGACCCUGCUGUUUCCACUUUCCAACCCAAGGAAGCUCUCAGCUCUGUUGGACCUCUAGGCAUGAAAACAGCCGGCAGAGCUGGUUGUCUCUGUUUUCUGAUGCUUCCCAUCAGCGCUGGAUGGGUGUUAUUUGAUGGGCCUGGGAGCCCCCCUGCAGCCUCUGAGUUGUUCCACGGCCCCUUGGUUCUCUAGGUCAAAGCAGGGCCCCUCGCAGCCCCUUUGAGCUGCUUGGUGGUUAAGAACCCAGCAUGAGCUUCCUGGUGUCUAGUGGGAAAGACCCUCUGAAAUGGCUGUCUUCAUUCCUAACAGAAGGAACAUCAGAUUAGGAGAGAAAGCUGCCUCCCAGCCCCAUAUAUCACCCCCCUUCCUCCCUUGCCAUGGAGCCAGCCUUGGUCUUCUUUUCCCUUUACGACAGAGGAGCCUGCCUCUUCUGAGCAAAGCAAUAAACACUAUUUCCCUGAGCAGCAGCUGCAAACCAUGACCCCUAAUCUGCCGAGAGAGGCAGCGAUACUUUGCCAAUGGAGGCAUGCAUAAGACACCCCUCCAAUGCCAGGGACAUGACUGGACCAAAGGGCUCCUUCUGUGGCUUCUGGCUCUGGACCAGCUUUUUCUUACCAUUUUUGGCCAGGUCCCUCCCUGCAGGGAGAAAUGCAGCAGCGAAGGGCAACUACAACCCUUUCCUCCUCCUCCUCUCCCUGGCCUAUCUUCCAGUAACAAGGAUGGCCAGAAAUGGUUGGCCUCCCUUCCUUUCCUCCAAGGUCUUGUCCUGCCCACCCAUUCCCUGUCUGCAAAGUCCCCCUGGACCAGCAUUCUCCUGCGUUAGCGAUCCUUUCCCUUCACCACUUUGCUGCAGCUCAGGGAAGGAGGAAUGGGGGCUGAUUCUGGAAUUGCUGCUGUGGGGCAGGAAUCUGCGCUUGCUGUCCCUGCUCUGUACAAAGGGAGCUGCUCUCUGCCAAGGCCAGCCCCACAGCCUCACUCGCUUUGCAAAUGCAAGAGGCCGGGACUGUCCUGGCUCAGUCCCUGCCCCAAGACAAGGCACGCCACCCACUGCCCUGGCUGUGCUGCUCACAACCCCCUUCCCUGACGUGGAGGAACUGAAGUACGUACUCACUCCCCCUACUAGCAGUGUCUCAUGUAAAUUUAGGCUACACAGCAGAAGCGGCCGGGAGACUAGGACUGGGGCACAGGGGCAGCUCUUCUGUGGGUCAUCUCCCAGGCUGGGAGUCAUCUGGGUCCAGGAGGUGGCGGAGUGCGGAGGGAUGAGACUCCCCAUCUGGCUGCUUCCCCCCAACAAGGUCCUGCCUUCCCCUUUCACCUGUGGUCUUGUCACAAGCUCCUCCUUGAGCUCAAGCCCCUCUGUCUAUGGGGCUGGAGAAGCCCAUGUUACCUCUCGACUGCCCUGGUUUCGACAGGGGUUCACUGUUUCCAUCCCCUCUCCCAGAACAAGGGGGUCCCUGUGUACCUCUCCACAUCCCGCUUUCUCAGUGGGACCCCUGCUAUGGGCUUCCACCCACACGGCUUUUCCCCAACCAGCUGCUGCCCCUUGCAACUUUUGGUGUCGGGGGGAAGGGGGCAACUUCCAAACAGCCACCCUCCAACCAUUCCCUCCAUUCCUAACAUGGCAGCCUGGGACUGUGUGCCACCGGCCGAGGGGAGCUGGCCUCCCAAAAGCAUGGCAGGAGUUUGCACCAGUUUGAAUGCACACGCCCAGGCCCAAAAGCGGCACAGCAAACCCUCCCCGGGUCCACUUCUGGCCCAGCAUGUUCUGCUGACUGACCAGGCCUAUGAGCCGGUGUGUAUACCUAUCUUCCAUUUUCCCCCGUCUGUUGUCGCUCACCUUGGGCUGUCAGUAUUUUAAAAGUUUCUAAGUGCCUUUCGAUUGUAGUUCUAUGUUGGGUCCCCCCCCCCUUUCUCCCUCCAUCACUGUUAGCAUAGUUUAAGGCAGAAAGAGAUAAGCUAUGACCGACUGUCUGGUCCCCCCCAGCCCUGGGGAAAGAGGACUGGUUAUUUUACUGAAACAAUAAAAGUGAAUCCAGACACA
This is a messenger RNA of Sceloporus undulatus (fence lizard), 4804 nucleotides long. It is a transcript of the gene GLIS2, whose product is annotated as GLIS family zinc finger 2. Bases 1066 to 2721 code for a protein of 551 amino acids. Gene Ontology annotation, cellular component: nucleus. The record is from RefSeq and is a predicted model, not a curated record. NCBI's taxonomy places the organism in Eukaryota, Metazoa, Chordata, Lepidosauria, Squamata, Phrynosomatidae. Gene Ontology annotation, molecular function: RNA polymerase II cis-regulatory region sequence-specific DNA binding; DNA-binding transcription factor activity, RNA polymerase II-specific. The transcript is spliced from 7 exons. Gene Ontology annotation, biological process: smoothened signaling pathway; regulation of transcription by RNA polymerase II.